GGGCCAAAGAUCUACCCACUUUGAGCAUAAUCCUCACACUUUGAAUUUAUAACUUUCUUCUCUUUUCCCAAUUCAAAUUCAAAUUCUGUGUAUCAUCUUCCUAUAUAUUAUAUUGGUGGUCCAUGCAAAAAUAUGAAAUUCUUGACAAACAGAGAGAGAGAGUGUGAGAGAGAGAUGGACGAUACGGAGAAAAGGCUUUAUGAAGCUGCAGUUGAUGGCAACACAGUCGCCCUACAACAACUGCUAGCAAACGACGAACUAAUUCUGGAGAGGAUAACAGUAACUCGUUUCGACGAGACCCCACUGCACAUAGCAGCCAUGCGAGGCCACGUCGAGUUCGCAGCCGCAAUUCUGGAACGCAACAUCGAGCUGGCUUCAGAGUUGGAUUCCCGAAAGUUAUCUCCCCUUCACAUCGCAUCAGUGAAAGGGAAUGUGCGGAUGGUGAAGCUGCUGGUUUGGGCUUGCCCUGAGAUGUGCGUAGCGCGCGAUCGAUAUGGGAGGAACCCUCUCCACCUUGCGGCCAUGAAAGGCCGAGUUGGAGUUUUGAAAGAGCUUUUGAGGACUAGACCGGAGGCCGCUCGACAAAGGACCGAUUUUGAUGAGACUGUUUUGCACUUGUGUGUGAAACACAAUCAGUUGGAAGCUCUCGAGAUGAUGCUGGAGAGCAUAGAAAGUAAGGGUGAUGGUGAUGAGUUCGUGAACGCAGUAGAUUCUGAUGGAAAUACCAUUUUUCACUACGCUGCUUCUCACAAACAAACUCAGACUAUGAAAAACUUUGUAAGAAACAAACAAGCUGCAGAUGUGAAUGGAAACGGAAAAACAGAGAUUGACGACACUACAUUAGCACAAGAGGAGAGAGAAUUAUCCGAAGAAUGGCUGCAGUCGCCGGAAAUUACCGAACAACCUCCCGCAACGGGCGGAGCCCGACGUGACACUCCUCCUAACAAUCGCCAGGCAACCCAUCAAGCAGAAAGGCCGAGAAGAAAGAACGGAGGGGCAAUUAUGGUGGCGGCCUCAGUCCUUGCAACAAUGGCAUUCCAGGCCGGAGUCACCCCUCCGGGAGGCGUUUGGAUAAACAACGAUUCUGCCAAAUACAACAAACUUCCCGUCGGCCGCCGGUCUCCGCCGCCGCACAAGGCGGGGGAAGCCGUGAUGUCGUCCGAUAACCGGCGGGGAGGGUAUCAAAAUUUCCUGGACGCCAACACGCUAGCAUUCAUCGCAUCCCUCACCGCCGUACUGAUAGAGCUGAGCGGGCUGAACCUGAGAUGGAUCGACGGGUUUCUCAGGCUGAUCAUGUGGUUCACCGUCACCUCUCUUGUGGUGACUUACGGCGUCUCCGCCGUGCUCGUCACUUCACACAAUUCCGUGUCGGACCUCAGCCGAACGGUGAAGAUUUGUAUAACGAUUUGGUGCAUCGUAAUGGGUUUGGUUGUGCAGUGGAACAACCUUCGCCGUCUUUACAUGUCAAAGCCAUGGCUGGGAAUUGCAAGGCUUGGGAACAAUAUAGUGAUGCGAGGGAAGAAUAUAGUGAUGAGCAGUAAUUACUGGAGUCGAGUCGUCCCAUAAGCCUAAGACCUGCGACACCCCUUCCUGGAAAGGUUUGAUUGGAUGCAGAGGCGGGGCGGGGACCCCGGCCCGGCCACUAACCCGGCUUCCCAAAAUAAAUAUUCCCUUUUCCAUUUUACCUGUAAUGUGUGUGUUCAUAUGUUUUUUUCUUUUUCUUCCUCGCCUCCAAUUUAUAGCUAGAUGGAAUUUCUCUUUUCAGUGCCUAAAGGAGUAAUGUAUAUUAGUUCAGGUUUCUUUAGUUUUAUUUGUGUGGUUAGACUUUGUCUGGCUUUGUUAGAACUACUCCCCGUAUUAUUAGCUUAGAAAAUGUAGUAUUAAGCUCUUCUUUCGCAUAAUAAAGCAUUCACUUAUUAUCUCUA
This is a messenger RNA of Ipomoea triloba (trilobed morning glory), 1925 nucleotides long. Its product is annotated as ankyrin repeat-containing protein ITN1-like. The record is from RefSeq and is a predicted model, not a curated record. Lineage: Eukaryota; Viridiplantae; Streptophyta; Magnoliopsida; Solanales; Convolvulaceae. Gene Ontology annotation, molecular function: protein binding. Bases 133 to 1566 code for a protein of 477 amino acids. The transcript has 2 exons.